Molecule: messenger RNA, 3215 nt
Organism: Spathaspora passalidarum NRRL Y-27907
Lineage: Eukaryota; Fungi; Ascomycota; Pichiomycetes; Serinales; Debaryomycetaceae
Gene: SFP1
Product: zinc-coordinating transcription factor
Exons: 1
Coding region: 790-1983 (397 amino acids)
Cellular component (GO): nucleus
Source: RefSeq, a predicted model, not a curated record
AUCUUUUAGUACGGAAUUUUUAUUUUAGUGUGCAAUUGCCCCUUUGGUCAAAUUUCCUUAACUGUGAAAAAUUUCAGAAUUCAUAUUUCCUUAAUACAAAUCUAAAAAAACAAAUCUUUCUUAUCAACUUGGUUACCAACUAGUACCAUCAACCCCAAAGUGUCCCUCCCCCUCUAAAAUAAGACACACCAAAAAUCACAACAACGAAGAGAUAUCUACAAAUAGAGGGCUACUGCAUCAUCCUACGUCUACCUAUUUGAUUUGUGAUUGUAUUCCCACAUCCUAACGGUUUAUAACAAGAAAAAAAAGAAUAAAGUGUUCCCCUGAAAACACAAAAGUUUGUCAGCAAAAAGUGUAUACCAAGUGUUGUUCUCCCCCUCCCCGCUGAACCGUUAUUUCUAUUCCAACACAUCUACACAUCCUUAGAGUAAAUUUAAGCAAUAGCAUUUCCCAAAAAAAUCUACCGGAACAUUCUUAGCUAUUGAAAUUUUAGAUCAUCCGAAUUAGCGAGAGAGCGAAAUCCAUACGGAAUCAGGUUUUUUUUUCCCUUUAGCAGGAUCAUAACUAAGUUUCUAAUUUUUUUUCGUUAUUGCCACUGUACAAAAACAUAUACAUAUCAAUCAAUCAUAUCAAUAUCCCUGGCCAGUCACCACUUGUUUAGCUUUGGGUAUAUAUUUUCAUUUCUGAAGGAGUAUAAAAACGGUUAUAUCAUAGAAUUUUUUAAACAAAGGAUUACAACGGAAACAGGCUUAUUACAAAAAAAAAACUCAGACGAAGCUAAUUACAACAAUGUUUAACACUAAGAUAUUUGAAAACUCCAAUCCAUCAGGUUCUCCUGCCAUAAACAUACCGGCAGCCUCAGCCUCCGACCAAAUGACCACUAACAAUCCAAACAACAUACCACAACCCAUUGACAUAACAUUUAAUCACCGACCUUCCAUAAUAAAUAAUAACGCCCGUUUUAGACGAGAAUCGAUGGCAAACUCACAAGGAGCUGGUGCUGUAUCUUGGGGAUCGGUUACUAUCGGGUCGUGGUUGAAGGAUGAAGUUAUGAUGUCGAGUGGAAGUAACUUUAUGCCAUAUAAUGCCCAUCACCAUAAUCAUAUGCAACCCCAGCAGCAACACUUGAUUAACCCCCGAAGAGGGUCGUUCAGAGCCGGUCAUCCAAGUAUGUCUCCACAUUUGCAAACGUCAUACUUGCCUGAUUUGGAAGCUGACUAUUGUAAGGAUUACAGUUGUUGUGGUGAAUUAUUACCUACUUUGCAUGAUUUAUUGAGACACUACGAAGAAGCACAUAUAUCUGCAUCACCACCCCCAGAUACUAACCAUUUGUUGAAUACCAACCGGAACCGGAACAAUUUUAAUAUUCAUAAUGUCAUGGAGACAGUUUCCACCAAUGAUGUGUUUCUUAAUAAUAAUCAUCACAACAAUAAUAAUUCUAAUAAUACUAUCCACCCCACGGCGACUACCAAUAAUCUUGAAGGUAGUAACUACCAUUUUAAUAACCACCAAUCCCAACAAGCCAUCCACCUUCAACAGCAAAACCCACAAUUUGGACAACAAAAUACCCAAAAGCAACAAAGACAACAAUCACCCUUGAUGAACUCACCUACCCCCAACAACGGUGGCACUCCUAUGCAAACUGACGAUGAUGAAGAUAGUAUGUAUAUCGAUGAUCCUGCCCGUCAUCUCUAUGUUGUUGAUAACGAUGAAAACAAGCCAUAUAGAUGUCCAGUUAUUGGCUGUGACAAAAAUUACAAGAACCAAAAUGGUUUGAAGUAUCAUCGUUUGCAUGGACACCAAGGACAGAAUUUACGAGAGAAUCCUGAUGGAACUAUCUCAGUUAUUGAUCCUGAAUCCAAUACUCCAUAUUUGGAUGGAGCUGCUUUGGAAAAGGACAAGCCUUAUCGAUGUGAAGUUUGUGGUAAGAGGUACAAGAAUCUUAAUGGAUUAAAGUAUCACAGAGGACAUACUACCCAUUGAAGAAACGAAGAAGAAGAGAGUCAAGGCAUAACAUGUAUCAUAUUAUUUGGUUAUUUAUAUUCUUUUGUGGUUAAAACUUUUGCAUUAUUUAUUGUAUCUUUUAUUUUUUAUUAAGCCUUGUAUAAAAAUCUGUCUUUAUGGGCUUUCUCUUGAUUUACAUAUAUAUAUAUUUGACUCUUUUUCUUACGAGAGAUGGCCGAAUGUUUAUAUAAAUUUGUUUUAAUAUAUAGUGGAGAUUUUCAGAAAUAUAAGUUGUGAAAUUUAAAAUGUAACCAGGAUAAAAAUGGAUCAUUUUUCGGGUUUCUCCGAGGUAUAAACAGAUACAAGGCUACAACAUACACAUGGACACCAGACCCAACGACGACAGUCCAAUUGUAGACUGGCUCCAGUUUCUCGGAUUGGUCAUACCCUCCCAAGUUACUCGGAGUUGGUUGUACUUUACAACGAGUGCAUCAACCACGUUCUUGGUGUUGCUACCGUUGGCGAUCCUUCAAUACAACCACUACUACAACACGCUUAUUCCCAACUCAUCCUCGCCGGUGAUUCCAUUAAACUUCACAACGAAUAGAACCAACUAUCUCAGUAACUAUAUCGUGCCCCGAUUCCCCGAUUUCGAAUUUGAUUCUGAAUUAACCUACAUUUUCAACAUUGAUUUGGAAUUGCUCUGUCCCGAUCAUAAUCCCGAGAACACCCUCCAUAAAAUAUAUUACCAAUUGAAUGAUAACGCCGGCGUAUUUCAUCAGGGUAGCUUCAUAUUGGAUUGCAACCCCCAGCUAAUUUAUUCCGUUCAUAACAUUUACGUACCCUACGCUUUGCAAUCGUGGGUGUCUCCCAUUUUCCUGUCCCAGGCGCGAAAUCAUCCUGUGACAUUGCAGACUUAUGAACUACGAGGAAGAGAACUUGCGCUGAUUCCUCAAUUCACGAUGAAACUCGAUAACAACAGGCAGUACCUCAUUGAUGAUAAUGAAUCACAGCUUAGAUUCGAUGUCAAGUGGACUGGGUUCAGGUAUUACUUGGUCAAGUAUUACUAUAGCUGUUUUGCUGUGGGAACAUUUAUUUUCUUUAGUAUAAGUUCGGGAGUUUCGGUCUUGGUUAGUUAUGCAUUGUUGUUAUACAACGCUAAGCAGAGUUAGUCUGUAGUUUAUAGCUUAGAUAUUUAAUUAUGACACUGACAUACGAGCUUCUGUCUCUGUUUAUUUUCUAAUGACACUCACCUCGCAUAGAGAAGGACU